Molecule: messenger RNA, 513 nt
Organism: Fusarium pseudograminearum CS3096
Lineage: Eukaryota; Fungi; Ascomycota; Sordariomycetes; Hypocreales; Nectriaceae
Exons: 3
Coding region: 1-513 (170 amino acids)
Biological process (GO): positive regulation of transcription by RNA polymerase II
Cellular component (GO): mediator complex; chromatin
Molecular function (GO): transcription coregulator activity
Source: RefSeq, a predicted model, not a curated record
AUGGCGCCCGUUGAUCGCGUAGACCACAAUGCCCUUGAGCAACAGCUCAAGGAUAUCAUCCAGGAUCUUUACCAAAUAAUGGUCCAAGUCUCAACCUACGAUUCCGCCGGCCGCUCAAGUAGAGAAGUCCUCAUCAACGAAAUCAAAACCCUCUCCGAGUCCCUCCGCACCCUCCACGCCUCAGCUUCACCACCGCACAACCUCCCCUCCGUCCCACCAGAACUCCUCGAAUACGUCGAGCACGGCCGCAACCCGGACAUUUACACGCGAGAAUUCGUCGAGCUCGUGCGUCGUGGCAACCAGCUCAUGCGCGGAAAGCUCAACGCCUUUGGGACUUUCCGCGACGUUCUGGCCGAGAAUAUGACGACUGCUAUGCCUGAGCUGCGCGACGAUGUGGCCCAGGUCGUGGAGGCCACAGGAGGUGUGCCGCCGGGGAGGAGGAACGGCGAACAUUCGCAGCCGCAGCAGAAUGGUGCUACUUCUAAUAACCAUGCAUCAUCGUCGGCUGCUUAA